CGUGGUCGAGUCUGGACGAUCAGAUGAUCAAGAAAGAAAAAAGAAAGCUUCAGUUUGACAAUGGAGUGGCUGCUGUACUAUGAUGCUCUGGCCAUUGUGUACGUGCAGGACGCGUUCUACCGUCUGCCCUACAUGGAAACCCUGGCCGUGUCCGUAACGAAGCUGGGAGACCCGCGGUACGCUUACAUGGUCGUGUUCCCUGUAAUUUUCUGGUGCCUGGGGCCAGUUGCAGGGUUUCACGUGAUCCUGGCAGCCAGCGCCGCGGAAUGGUGUAACAUUGUCCUCAAAUGGUUGUUGCUAGGCAACCGGCCGUAUUGGUGGGCGUGGCAUCACACAGAUUGGCCGCACCUCCUGCACCAGAGUCCAGUGACGUGCGAGACAGGACCAGGCAACCCUAGUGGUCAUGUGAUGAUCACGCUGGUGGUAUUGUUGACGUGUCUUGAUCACGUGGAGAGGGGAGGGAGGAGGAAGAGGUUUCAGCAAGUGGUGUGGGUGGCUGUGUGUGUGAUUGGGGUCUCACGUCUCCUCAUUUCCUCACACUUCCUCCACCAGAUACUCUGUGGACUACUGUUUGGUGUCCUAAUCCAUGCUGCCAUAAGCCGUCAUCUUUCCACCCUCCUGCAUUCCUCCCCAAACUCCAAGUUCUGUGCAAUGAUGGGUGUAGCAGUUGUCAUGCUGUCUCUGGCCCUAUUCCUGUUCCAUUCCUGGACAAGACUGGGAAUGGACCCAGGCUUCUCCAUUCCUCUAGCCAAAAGCAAGUUUAACCCUCAGGUUCUGUGCGGAUAGUCGAUGGGUCAAACUGAACACAACUCCGUUCUUCUCUCUCAUGAGAUCUGCCGGGACUGUAGUGGGUGUGGCCCUAGUAACUGCACUUCGACCUCCAUCUGAAAGGCAGCGGACUCUCCACCCACUGGUUGGACUGUUGAUAAGUGCUCUUCUGAUUGGAUGCCUGGAGAUGGUUCCCAUGACGACAGAAAUCACAACAUUCUACGUCCAGUCUUUGUGUAUGUGUGCAAUGAUCCCGCUGACUGUUGGAACUGUACAUUUCCUCAUCAGCAGAUGAGUCACUGCUCUCUUUAUAAUCACACCACCAUUAAUUUGGUUUCUAAGGAUGUUUGAUAAAAUUAUUAUU
Messenger RNA from Geodia barretti, 1132 nucleotides. Lineage: Eukaryota; Metazoa; Porifera; Demospongiae; Tetractinellida; Geodiidae. The record is from the annotation of a GenBank genome assembly.